Messenger RNA from Rotaria sp. Silwood1, 5106 nucleotides. The record is from the annotation of a GenBank genome assembly. NCBI's taxonomy places the organism in Eukaryota, Metazoa, Rotifera, Eurotatoria, Philodinida, Philodinidae.
AUGGAAGAUAUAUUCACAGAAGAUGACGAGUUUCUAAACGGAGAUAAUCUUGAUGAUUUGUCACAAUUAGAUUUGUCUCCAACAAUAGAAGAAAGUCAAUUUGUUAAACAUUUAUUAAAUGGACUAUCACUUGAAAAUCAAGUUGCAUACGAUCAAGCAUUGAAUGAAUUACUUCAAAUAAAAAACAACCACCAAUUAGUAAAUCAAAAGUUAAGGAACAUCAACAACAAUGCAUUUGAACCAUUAUAUGAGUUUCGUCUUGCAGAAGUUAAUCGUAAAGAUGGAUUAAGUUUGUAUUCGUCUGUUCUCAAUGGAUCUGAUCGUGUGGAUUUUAUUUCUCCUGAAACUUUACAUGAAAAGGUGGCUAGUCAUAUACUUCAAUCAAAAUAUGUAAACGUUGAUAGUUUCUUAUCUGAAGCACAAUAUAAAACUCAAGAAGAAUAUUGGGAUAAAAUCAAACAAGGUGCUACAUUGGAUGGCUCACCAAUACUUCAAGUUUUGGCAUCUUUGUAUCCAAAAUAUUUACUCUGUAUUAUUUCAAGAACCGAAUGUGGACCUGAAAAAGUUGUUAUAGAUGUGUUAAAAUAUGUUGACGACAUUUCAUCGUACAAGAAAUGUGUUUUUAUAUAUUAUGAUGGUAUAGUUGGUCAUUAUAGACCUUUAUAUUUAUACAAUAAAAGGAAUGAGGAAGAAGAAAAAAGCAAUUUUAAAUAUAAAGACAAUAGGAUGAGACUUCUUGUUCGAAACUUUAUUCAAGAAGAACUUAAAUAUAAUGACUAUGUUGAUUUCGAAGAUACAAGUGUCAUCAAUCGACCUGAAAUAAUAUCAAACGAAAACAUGGAAGAUGAUAUUCCAUCUGAUUUAUCUGCUGAUAAUAGUAUUAUGAAUACAGAACAAGCAUCAGAGGACGGCGAGAGUUCGUCUAUAACAAAUGCAACAAAGAUCUUUUCAUCAUCAGUAUCGAAUACAAAUACAGACGAUCACAUACCAACAGAAACAUCAAGAGAUUCAUUGGGAAUAACACAAAAAUUUGUUCGAAAAGAUGCUCUUGGUGGCGGUGAUUGCCUUUUUUCAUCUCUUUGCAACGUAUUGGAUAUUGCCGAUAAAAUUACCAUUAAAGAUUUACGUAAGCAAGUUGCUGAUUUUAAUCGUCAACCGGGUAAAAUUGAUGAAGAUUGGUUAUUAAAUACAACCAAGAAAACUGUUGACCAAUAUUGUGAUAAGAUGGAAAAAACUACUGCAUGGGGUGGUCAACCAGAAAUUCUAGCUGUAGCUGAAUUGUAUGAGACAAAUGUUCGUGUUAUAAGGGUUGAUCCUCAACAAUCAUAUGUAUCUAUUUCUGAACUUCCUUCAAAUCAAACAUCAUUUAAAAAAUGUUGUUAUAUUAUUCUUAAUAAUGAUCAUUAUGAAUCAUUACAUCUACGUAUUGGAAAUAAUUCAAAUGACGAACAUUCAAUUUUUGAUUCCAAUGAUGAGGAAAAUGAAGCACCGAUGGUUUAUUUAAUUAUAGAUUAUAAAUUGAUAUCAUCCAACAAUACGACAGAUAUUGACAAACUUGUAAUGCAGCUUCAUGAAAAAUCUUUCGAACAGUUUGUUGAACCAACCAACUUAAUAACCAUGACUGGUACCAAAAAUUUAUCAAAGAAACGAAAACGAGGAGAAAAUGACGACGAUUUAACUAUAGACGAAACUACAAAUAUAUUGGCUUCAUCAAUUUUGAAGAAAAAUAAUGUAUCUCAUACAACGCCCAUAGAACAAUAUCAACUAGGAGAUGCAACAAACUCUCAUAACAAACAAAAUCAACAACAAAUAAGAUUUCAAACUGAACCUACACAAAAAUUUCGUGCUCGCUAUUUAACUCAGUAUAUACCGAAGAACACAUACAAGCGUGAUGGUAAAACAAAAUCUAAACAAAGUAGUCCCACGUAUUUUCCUGAUAGAAACAAUAAACAUUGUCUCACAUUAUUGAUUCCAUCAAUGCUUGUAUUCGGUGAAAAUCCUGUUGAUCUUCAUCGUAUUAAAGUAGAAAUUUGCAUAGUAACAGUGCCUAUCGAUGAAUGUAUUUAUAUUCAUCCAUAUUUUAAGUUUUACAAACCUAAAAAGGAUGGAACUUAUUCUUUAUUUAAUCCAAUGUCUUUAUGUCUUGGAUACGAUGAGGCAGCCUCUUAUCAUUAUACAUCUUCCACUAAUAGUGGUGCAAAUCGUGAACGUCCACGAAAACCUCGUUAUGAUACACGUCAUAAAGAUAUUGGUUCAUCAUCAUCAUCAUCAUCAUCAUUAUCUUAUAUAACACCAAAUACACAUCAUCAUCAUUAUUAUCGUCGUACAUUAUCACCAGUAUCAGUUGGAGAUGUAUGUAAUCGUAUUAGUAAAGUUUCAUUUGAAAAUUAUAAUCAUAUAAAUGGUACUCGAAUACGUAAUCGUUCCGCAGAACCUCGUCAUUCGGAUAAACCUCAUGAUAAUCGUCCACCAUCAGUUAAUGCUAUUCGAUCUGUUGUACCAGAUCGAUUACAACAAGAUCAAAUCCCUAUUUGUUCUCGACCAGAUUCUGGUGGUAGCAAAGGACAAUGUAUUACGCUUUAUACAAAUCAUUUUAAAUGUAAUUUACCUGAUAAUCUUGCUAUUAAUCAAUAUACUGUUCAUGUUAAUGUAUUUAAACGUGGUAAAUGGUGUAACGCAAAUAAACGUCAACAUAAUCGUUUUGAAAUAGUUCAAAAAAUUCUUGAACGAGAAGCUGAUAAUCUACCUUUUGUAUGGUUUGAUGAUGGUAAUUUUCUUUAUUCCCGUGAAUUAUUACUUGAUAAAGCUAAAACUUAUGAAAUAACAAUAAAAAAUCAAUUAUAUCAAUUAGCUAUAAAAGAUAUGUCAGAUCGUGUUACAGUUGAAGAUAUGUGGCAAUUUGUUCGAAGUAAAACACCAUAUAAACGUCCUCAAGAUUUAAUACGUAUGCUUGAAACAUUACUUAAACAAACCAUACGUUCACGUAUGGUUUGUAUUCGUAAUCAAUUUUUUGAAAAAAAUCAAACAUUAUAUGAUGGUGGAUCAUUUCAAAAUAGUGGUUUUGCCUUAGCUCAAGGUUUUUAUCAAGCUAUGUUUGUUACACAAGCUGGACCAACAUUAACAAUUGAUACAAAAUGUUCAUGUUUUUAUCGUAAUAUUGAUAUGCUUCAUUUCAUAUCAAUUUAUCUUGGACGAGAUAUAACCAUGAAUGGAGGUAUGAUUUCUCAUGAUGAAAAACGUGCAUUAUUAAGAAUGAAAUGUUUGGAAAUAAUUACUAUUGAAACUCGACAUACAAAUAAUAAAAUGGUUUAUAAUAUUCGAGGUUUUGGUGAUAGUGCUGAUUGUCAUCCAGUAACAUUAGAUGGACCUGAUGGUGAUUCACGUAAAAUGUCUGUAACACAAUUUCUUGCUGAAAAAUAUCACAUUAAAUUAAAAUAUCCACGUUUACCAACACUUGAAUGUGUUAAUAAAGGAGCACAAAAUUCAUCUUAUAUACCAAUUGAAUUAUGUUUUGUUGAAGAAUGGCAAAUAGUUGAUCGAUCUUUAAUGACAUCAGAACAAAAUGCUGAAAAAUCUAAACUUUCAAUUUUAUUACCUGAAAUACGUUUUAAUAAAACAAUGACAAUAGCUCGUGAAAGAAAUUUUAAUAAUGAUCCAUAUUUAAAACAUUUAUCAAUGACUAUUGAUACGAAUGAAAUGUUACAAAUUAAAGCACGCGUACUUGAUCCACCUAAUAUUGUUUAUCGAAAUAAUCGUGUUGUUUCAGUUACUAUUGGUAAAUGGCUUAUGAAAGGAAAUCAAUUACAACAAGCUACACGUGUUCAUAAAUGGGAAAUGAUUUUAGUUAAAGAUGGAAAACGUGAACCAGGACAUAUGGAUAUGCAAAAAUUAGAUGAAUUUUGUAAUAUGUUACCAGAAACGACACGUCGUUACGGAAUUCAAAUGAAUCCUCAUUUUGAAACGAAAAUCAUUUCUCAUAAUCAAAUUCGUCAAUGUGUUCAUGAUUUACAUGCUAGUGGUGCUGAAUUUGGUUUAUUUGUAUUAAUUGGUGAUUGUCCUGAAUCAUAUCAAACUAUAAAACGUUGUGCAUUACAAGAGUUUGGUAUUAUUACGCUUUGUUGUGAUUUAGGUUCAAUUCGAAAGCAAAAUAAUCCUGGCAAACUUAAUGCUUAUAUUGAAAAUGUUGCUCAAAAAAUUAAUGCACGUUUAGGUGGUAUUAAUUCAACAGUAUCAUUUAAAAAAAUUUUUGUCGAUCAAUCAAAAUUGAAUGGUGAUGUUUUUAUGUUUAUUGGUGCUGAUGUCUCACAUGUUGUUGUAUCUGAACGUAAACCAUCAAUAGCAGCUGUUGUUGCAAGUGUAUCACCAACAUCAACACAAUAUAUAUGUCGUUCAAGUGAACAACGACCAGUAAAAGAUAAAAAAUAUUCAUUAGAAGUUAUUAAAGAUUUUCAACCUAUGACACGUGAUCUUUUACAUGUAUUUGUACAAACAAAUAAACAAUAUCCAACUAAAAUUGUUGUUUAUCGUGAUGGUGUUGAUGAAGGACAUUUUCAAAAGAUACUUGAUAAUGAAGUUCAAGCACUUAAAAAUGCUUGUUUAGAGGUAUAUGGUAAUCGUCCAUUACCAAAAAUAACAUUUGUUAUAAUAAAAAAAUCACAUAAUACACGUUUUUUUGCUUAUGAUGGUCAACGUAUAACAAAUAUGGCUGCUGGAACAGUUAUUGAUACAACUAUUGUACAUCCACGUCAAUUUGAUUUUUAUCUUAAUUCUCAUGCUGGUGCACUUGGUACCAAUGUUUGCUCCUACUAUCAUGUUUUGUAUAAUGAAAUCGGAUUUACUAGUGAUGAAUUGCAACAAUUAACUUUUUGGCUUUGUCAUACUGAUGUACGAUGUACAAAAGCUGUAAAAUGUCCAGCAGCUGCUCGUUAUGCUCAUACAGUUGCCUAUCAUGCAAGAUAUUUUGAAAAAGAACCAUAUCAAACAACAUCACAACAUCAUUCAAAUCGAAAUACUACACAAGAUGAAGAUGAUCUUACGUUAGAAGAUAUCAAAAGUAAUCUAAUUAUGGUUAAUAAAAAUGUUAAAAAUAUGAUGUGGUUUACAUAA